ACUAAAAUUGAAAAGAAAGAAAGUAAAAAUUAAAAAAAGAAAGAUAUCCUCUGCAGUCUCCACCUGUCUUUCUCUUUCUUAGUGGAAAAAGAUGUCUAAUAGGUGCAGCAUUUUCCUAUCCUGGCAAAUGUAAAAAAACAGGUAUUGGCAAACAGAAACACCCUUUCUAGCAUAGGGAUUUGAUCUCUCCACCUUGGUGAAAGCCUUGUGACCCAUAAGGCUUUUACAGAAGGUGGGAUUUUGACUAGCAGGGUGUUUGGCUGUUGAGUUUAUGGAGGGCCAAGUUCCUUGUUGAACAGUGUUUGUGUUGCCUUUAUCUGCAGCUUUUAAUUGAACCAAUCCUACCCUCUUUGUUUCCAUAUGAAAAGAUCGGUUUUUUGUGAUUCCUCCGCUCAUUGUUGUUGAAGGGUCUCGUGAAAUCAAUCUAGUUUUGAGACCUGUUUACUGGCAGAGGUGACGGAGUUUCAGUUUUGUAAGUGCAUGAUCAUAAUAAUAAGGUUUUUAUAGAAAAGAAAAGUUGAGAAUAAGAUGGGGGAAGAUGGUAAUUCUUGGAUUAGGAGGACAAAUUUUUCACACACAGUGUGCCAUCGUUUGGAUCCUGCUAGAUUAGGCUCUAUUCCUAUCAGUGUUCAGUCAGAGCAGAAAUCAAGGCCUUCCUCAAAGGCUCAGAGACACCCUAUGACAUUCAAGCAGAGAUCUUUGUCACCAUUGCCUGAGACUUAUCUUUCUGAGGCCUUCAGGGAAGCUAGACUUGAACAGAAGAGGUUCUCCACACCGAAUCCCCGGAGGGAAAAGAGGAUUAUGGGGAAGUUGUUGAACAAGGAUUCUCGGGAGACUAAGGAAUCAAGUUCAAAGUCACCUUCGCGUAGUCCAAAUAGGCAAGUGAAGUCAAAGAACCGCAAGGAUUCAGCAUGGACUAAGCUUUUGGACAAUGGUGGAGGAAAGAUUACUGCUGUGGAAACAGCUGAAGAGUGGAAUGUUGACAUGUCUCAGUUGUUUUUUGGCCUAAAGUUUGCUCAUGGUGCACAUAGUCGACUUUACCAUGGUGUAUAUAAGGAUGAGGCUGUUGCUGUUAAAAUCAUUAUGGUACCCGAGGAUGAUGGAAAUGGAGCUUUGGCUUCUCGAUUAGAGAAACAGUUCAUUAGAGAAGUCACCCUUUUAUCUCGUCUUCACCAUCAAAAUGUUAUAAAGUUCUCAGCAGCAUGUAGAAAGCCACCGGUUUAUUGUAUUAUCACAGAAUAUCUGGCGGAAGGAUCCUUGAGGGCAUAUUUGCAUAAAUUGGAACACCAAACUAUUUCUCUACAAAAGCUAAUAGCUUUUGCUCUGGAUAUUGCUCGUGGAAUGGAAUAUAUACAUUCUCAAGGUGUCAUUCAUCGAGACCUUAAACCAGAGAAUAUCCUUAUCAACGAAGACAAUCACCUUAAAAUUGCCGAUUUUGGCAUUGCAUGUGAGGAAGCAUCUUGUGACUUAUUGGCUGAUGACCCUGGCACCUACCGUUGGAUGGCACCUGAGAUGAUCAAAAGGAAAUCCUAUGGGAAAAAGGUUGAUGUCUACAGUUUUGGGCUUAUCUUAUGGGAGAUGUUGACUGGAACGAUACCAUAUGAGGAUAUGAAUCCAAUACAGGCUGCUUUUGCAGUAGUAAAUAAGAAUUCAAGACCGAUUAUUCCAUCAAACUGCCCUCCUGCAAUGCGAGCUCUAAUUGAGCAAUGUUGGAGCUUGCAACCAGACAAGAGGCCUGAGUUCUGGCAGGUUGUUAAGAUAUUAGAGCAAUUUGAAUCUUCACUUGCCAGUGAUGGAACCCUGAGCCUGGUGCCAAAUCCUUGUUGGGAUCAUAAGAAAGGGCUUCUUCAUUGGAUUCAAAAGCUUGGUCCCUUGCACCAAAAUAGUGGCCCCGUGCCUAAACCCAAAUUCACAUGAAUCUUUCAAGUGUCCUGGCUUUUAUUGUAACACCAGGUCCAUUGUAAUUAAAAAUGAAAGGUUUGUUUUUUCAGGUUCUCUGGUUGUAGUCACUUUAUGAAAUUUCUAUAUUGAUUUUUAGGCUUGCAAGUAAAGGUGAAAGCAUCCUUUUUUUGCGCAGUGUGCAUACAAAACUUAUGAAACUCUGGCUUCAUGUGUAGUUGGUUGUAGUUGACACUUCAUCCCAAAAUUUAAACACUCCUCUUCCACUUUACUCCUUACAAAUGAAAAUUUAUAAUUCCGGUGA
Glycine soja is the source of this 2203-nucleotide messenger RNA. RefSeq names its product serine/threonine/tyrosine-protein kinase HT1-like. The record is from RefSeq and is a predicted model, not a curated record. The transcript is spliced from 4 exons. Gene Ontology annotation, biological process: protein phosphorylation. Gene Ontology annotation, molecular function: protein kinase activity; ATP binding. NCBI's taxonomy places the organism in Eukaryota, Viridiplantae, Streptophyta, Magnoliopsida, Fabales, Fabaceae. The coding region runs from base 529 to 1917 and encodes 462 amino acids.